AACACGGUUACCAGCCCCACAGCAGACUUCUUCAGGCGAGUUUUCCCUGUGGUCCGUACUGAAGCAAGGCAUCGGCAAAGAGCUCUCGAAAAUAACCAUGCCUGUAGUGUUCAACGAACCUCUCUCCUUCCUGCAACGGGUCACCGAGUAUAUGGAGUACGCACAUCUUCUCGAUAGAGCUUGUGAAGAAGAUGACCCUGUGCUCAGGAUGCAGCUCUGGUUUUGGAGCCAUGAUUCAUGUCAGUCCACUUGGUGCAGCAGCUCUCCAAGGAUCGUAGCGGAGCAGGUCUCCCACCACCCGCCCGUGUCUGCGUUCCACGCUGAGGCGGACGCGUGGUUCUUCCACGGCUCAGUGCACCCCAAGCUGCGCUUCUGGGGCCGCAGCGUCGAGAUCCAGCCUAAGGGGACGCUCACUCUCGAGCUCCUUAGGCACGGUGAGGCGUACACUUGGACGAACGUCAACUGCUGUGUGCACAACCUGAUCUCCGGGCAACUGUGGAUAGAGCAAUACGGAGCAAUGGAAAUUAUCAACCAUGUGACUGGUCACAAAGGAGUGCUGAAUUUCAAAGCUGGCGGAGGGAGCGCCGGCAAGGAUUUACACAAAGUUGAGGGAUUCGUCCUGGAUAAAGACAAAAAGAAAUUACGGUUUGUGUACGGCCGAUGGACAGACUUGCUAAAGGCGACGGAUGUCGCUUCUUACGAGGAAUACCGCGCAGCGUUUCCUGCCAAGUUCAACCGUGAUGAUACCCGAAAGAAAAGUGGCGAGAAUGGAUCAGCUUUCUCGUCUCCCGCGUCAUCGUCAAGAAAAAUGUUCUCAAAGCUCAACUCAAUCACGUCUUCUUUUAAAAUCAGCGUCGAUACAGAGGCCGCUUUCGAAGCGGAGGAUGAGGAAGAGGAUGAAGGAGGCCCCAUCCCACGAACGAUAUCCACAUACAGCGUGGACAUCCCCAACUCCUACACCUUGUGGGAGGUCACACCCCGCCCUCCCCACUCUAGUGAGUACUACCACUUCACUCUGUUCGCCAUGGGCCUCAACGAGAGAGAUCCUGCCAGCAUCGAUAAAAUCGCUCCAACUGACAGCAGGUUGAGGCCCGACAUCAGGUUGCUCGAAGAGGGCGACAUGGACGGCGCAGGCUGCGAGAAAUCUCGUCUUGAAGAGAAGCAGAGGGAAACGAGGAAAAGUCGCAAAAAACACAAGGGCGAAUGGAAGAGCAGGUGGUUCGAGCAAGGCACGAACGCGUUCAAUGGACAACCAGAUUGGCUCUACUCCGGACGUUACUGGGAGCGCAAUUAUGCGGACGUGGAGGAAAUAUUCUAAUUAAUUUGUUCCUUCUCAGUAAUUAGCGUGAUAAAUUCAAAACCAAUUCUUAAACUUUAAAUUUAUCCAUGCGGUUGUGCCAGUUGUCUCUUUUUAACGUUAGCCCGUAAAAAUUCUCGAACUUCAUAUUCAUGCGUCUUUUUGGUUGCAGCAGAGUUACACUUCUUCUCAUUCUGAUAUCGUCGUUCCACGCUUUCGGAUAUUUUACAUGCAAGAAUUGAAGAUCGACUUUAUUGAACGCGCAUGUAUUUGUUGUCGCCUGAUUUCCCUUAAGUUUUGUUUCACAAUCAUUUGAACUUGAUUCGCUUUCUCCUAUUGAUAUAAUUGGAUUUAAGUAUUUCCAGUCGGCCGGCCUCUUCACCGAAAAUUUAUUCAAUAUUCCAAGCGUAUCAAAUAAAUGUAAUUAGUACAACCCAGUGCCCUUCGGUUAACUCACUCUUUAAGCGGAUUACCAUCAUGCCGGUUUUGACGAAAUAAUGAUUUACUAAUUCAAGCCAAAGCAUUUUCCGAUAACGACAAAUAGGACGAUGAUUAGAAGAUUGAUCCAACUUCGUCCGCAUUUCCUCCUGCCAUUCAGGGAACACGUCGGCCGAGGGCCAGCGUUUGCCUUCGGUCUACUUUGCUCACGCGAGGCUCUAUUUUCCUACGUGUGCUAUGUAUUUUUGAAUGAAAUAUUUGUGAGUUUUAAAUAAUGUAAACUAUCAAAUAGGUAAUGUAACAUCGUUAGCCUUGUACCAUCGUUUUCGAGCGUUGUUUAAUGCGUACUUUCUUACUCGUAUUAUGGAAAGGGGGUGAAGAUUGCACGAAUCUGAAAACAUCCAUCGGCAAGAAGAUACACCACGUGUCCCCAAGUCAAUUGAUUGAAGUAUAACAAAUUGUGAUCAUGCCCGAUCUGCGCUUCAAAAUUUCAAAAAAUUUGCCUCUUUCUUACAGUGUCAAAAAUGGUGAUGGUUGAGAAUGAAAGUUCACACAAUUGCCACUAAACAGAUUGUUUACUCGGCGUUACGUGCAGAAUGCUCGGCACAUAUUUUAACGCCUGUUGUCAACGUGACGUUGUUUAUCAUAUCAAAAGCUUUCUUAUCCAGACAUUGUUCUGGAGACAGUUGGAGAAGGAACGCAAUAUCACGCUUUUACUCUACCUAUACGUGUCCUCGGUCUCCAGAUCUCGCCAUGAUUGAUUAUUGCCAUUCACUACGGUUUUCUGAGACUUAAUACCUAUGUAUUAAGUCUCAGAAAGCCGUUGCAUUGUUUCGUGUUGGAGAAACUCUCCGGCUGGUCGUACCUCCAUAUAAGAGUCUACAUAACUGAUUCGGUAGAAUUUUUCACUUGAAUUUCUUCUUUAGAUGACGAACGUUGUGCAACAUCCUGUGACGAAAUUUCAAUUUUCCGAUACAGUUGUUGACAUUUCAUAGUUUCAGAAAUCGAUUGCAUUAAGAAGUUUCUUUUUCAUCGUUAGCCUUGGCUUCCAAAUAAAUUAAUAGAUCUCUCGAAUAUCCUUUAGUGUAGUUUGAUGGAAUUGUUUAAUAUUUCUAUAUAGACUUCAAUCUGAUUGCGUGCUCUUCUCAACGUGCACAAUAAUUCAAUCAAUGCUGAUAUCAAUAUUGUUAAGCACCAGUUGCCAUUUUUUCGUUGCGAUGGUUUACUAAUGAAAAUUGUACGUAAGAACUUGAACAAAUUUUCAUCAGUUGUAGGAAUUUCAGUAACGUGCCAAGUGUAUUUACGAUGUCACUUUUUAUGACCGAGUUAUAGUUCCAUGGCGGCCGGUAAAGAAAAAAUUUAAAAAUAGCACAAUAGCACCCGUAAAUUCUUCAUAUUUUCUGCCUCCUGUCUUUAUGAAAUACACGUAUUAGGUAGCGAUUUUAAUAACAAGUUUAAAUAGCCUAGGAAAUUAUUCGAAACCUGUAUUAGCUCACUGUAAGGAGUAGCAAUAGCUUCUAGAAUAAUAUUGCUGUAUGAUUGCUUUGACUUUACUUCAUCUUUACUGUUUGCAUCGCUAUAUGAAGCAGCACAUUUUUGUUUGUUGACUUUUCCAUUUAAUCGACUUAGAAUGUCCGUGCUGUUGGCGGACCAAAUAAUCAGCCAGAUCAUGACUAACAGAGCGAUCUCUAGGAUUUACGUUGCCGUAUGGACAAGCAUUGGCAUAAACUGGGAUCGGUCAACUGCUUGUUACGUUUUUGAACUUGCGGGCGAUAUGAGAUAGGAGAUCAACGUAGAUACAGUACACAGAUUCAACUGCCAGUAAAUGUAACUAUUGACUGUAGUGUUUUUCUUCAGCAGUCGAGGCAAUUCAUUAAGAUGAGACGGGGUCUGAACUUUUCCCUAUAACUGAUUAUUUCAGUCACAGUAAUGAACUCAAAUAAAAGCUUUCAACAUUCGCCCACUUAAUGAGAUAGUGAUAAAUAUUUGCCCUGGAGAGGGUUGACCACUCAGCUGAGUGAGUUCCAUUGAAGUCAUCCUCCGUUGCUACUUGGAUAUUGCUGGUAGUGAAUAUAAUUAUAUUUUGCAAAGUGUAUUUUUUGCAGAGAAUAUAUAUUAUCCAUAAUAAAGAUAUAUAUAUUUGUUGAUGUAGUCAUCGAUGUUAUAGAUUACGAGUUCUUGCAUACGGUAGUUAAUGUAUGCGAGAGGACGUUCAUAUAUGUAGGUUGUGAGAGUUCUUGCAUACAUGUCUUAGGAAAUAUAAAUGAGUUAGGAAUGUCAUCGUCAUGCCGCAUGCGUCAUCGUUCUAGAAAAAUAAAGAGAAUGGAAUAAUAAGUAAAAACAUACGCGUCGGUUUGGGCCAAAAACCCAGGAUGAGGUUGCCGAAACAAUUAGGUACCGAGCGAGCUAUUGUAGUUGUUCUGAGUGAAGAAUGUUUUCGGAUCAUAUUUUUUUAUUACAAUAAGCAUUCAGCUGUGAAAUUUUGUCUCAUUUUUCAUUCCAAAUUUUUUUUUCUACCACAGUUCUGAAAAUUAAGAGACGAAGAUCAGUCUGCUUGGUAGUAUUAGACUCUUUAGUGUAGCGAGAAGUUGAAACGUACCGACGUGCAUAAAUAUGAGAAGCAAGACUAACUUUCUAUUUUAUGACGGAUUAUAAUCGGGUAACGAAUUUUGAUAUCGUAUCAAAAUCCUGUACAUUUUUCCAACAGCUAUAUUAAAAUUUUUCACUUUAUUAAGAAAAAUCAGCUUUUGGAUUUUCCAGUUCGUUCCUUUCUGCGUCCAAUGAUCGAGGCAUUUAUGCUAAAGUUUUACUUGACACCGAUACUUGUCACCGCAUCCGCCUCUUUUGAUCGAUCGGAUCUUGAAAUUUUUUGUCAUUUGGGAACAUUAGCUUUAAAGGAGUAUAAUAAACUUAUGCGCGGG
Molecule: messenger RNA, 4656 nt
Organism: Hyalella azteca
Lineage: Eukaryota; Metazoa; Arthropoda; Malacostraca; Amphipoda; Hyalellidae
Product: oxysterol-binding protein-related protein 2-like
Exons: 12
Cellular component (GO): cytosol; intracellular membrane-bounded organelle; membrane
Molecular function (GO): sterol binding
Source: RefSeq, a predicted model, not a curated record